AUGCACAACCUGCGCCAAUUUCUCGCUCUUCUGCGCCGCGAAGGCGAGCUUGUCACCGUUGACGCCCCGGUUUCUUCUGAUCUCGAAAUCGCCGAGAUCCACCGCCGCGUCCUUGCCGCCGCUGGCCCGGCCCUGCUCUUUACCCACGUCGAAGGCGCGGACUUUCCCUGCGUCACCAACCUCUUUGGCACCGCCCGGCGCGUCGAUUUGGCCUUUGGCCCUAGGCCGGAGCAGUUUAUCCAGCAGCUAGUGCAACUCGCCCAAGACCUGCCCUCGCUCUCGCCGGGCAAGCUCUGGCCGCACAAAAACCUGAUCCCCGCCGCGCUCAAGGUCGGGCUGAAGACCGUCGGCAAAGGUCCCAUUGGCGAAUGCGUGCAGUCGCCCCCCGACCUUACGCGCCUACCCUUGCUCAAAACCUGGCCCGAGGACGGCGGGCACUUCAUCACCCUGCCGCUGGUCUAUACCCAACACCCCGAUACCGGCCAUCACAACCUCGGCAUGUAUCGCAUCCAGCGCCACGAUUCCCAGACCCUCGGCGUACACUGGCAAAUCCAGAAAGGCGGCGGCUUCCACUACCACGUCGCCGAGCAGCGAGGCGAAGACCUGCCGCUGGUCAUCUUCGUCGGCGGGCCGCCAGCGCUGAUCCUAGCGGCCAUCGCGCCUUUGCCCGAGGAUUUGCCCGAGCUGAUUUUGGCCUCUCUGUUGCAGGGCGAGCGCCUGCGCCGCGUACCAACCCCCACGCUGCCCCUGAUCGCCGAAGCCGAAUUCGCCAUUGAAGGCGUGGUGCCGCCGCACGUGCGCAAGCCCGAGGGGCCUUUCGGCGAUCACUACGGCUAUUACUCGCUGCAACACGACUACCCGGUACUCCAAGCCAAGCGCCUCUAUCACCGCAAAGACGCCAUCUUCCCGGCCACCGUCGUCGGCAAGCCGCCGCAGGAAGACAUGUUCCUCGGCACCUACAUCCAGCAGCUCAUGACGCCCUUGAGCAAGCUGGUAAUGCCCGCGAUCAAGGCCAUGUGGAGCUACGGCGAGACCGGCUAUCACUCGCUGGCGGCCAUCGUCGUCGAAGAGCGCUACCCACGCGAGGCCAUGAAAUUCGCCUUUCGCAUCUUGGGCGAGGACGGCGGCCAACUCAACCUCACCAAGUUUUUGGUCGUAAUAGAUCGCCCCUUGGACUUGGGCGACUUCCGGCAGGUGCUCGCGUAUGCCCUAGCGCGUGCGCGGCUCGAAACCGACCUCUUCGUCAUCGCCAAUCUCGCCAUGGACACCCUCGACUACACGGGACCGGCCGUGAACCAAGGCAGCAAAGGGAUCCUCCUAGGCGUGGGCGAUCCGGUCGGCGAAUUACCCGGGGAAUUCAGCGGCGAUUUGCCCGGCGGGGCCUGCGCCGCCGCGGUCUAUUGCCCUGGUGCUCUCACGGUCCAAGGCCCGGCGUACGCAGAAGAUCCCGGCUACGCCCAACACCUCGCCGAAGACCGGGCCGUCGCAGCUUGGCCGCUGAUAUUUUUGGUUGAUGACGCCAGUGCGGCUGCCAAGAACGUCACCUUUCUCUGGAGUACCUUUACCCGCUUUGAACCGGCUGCCGACACGUAUGCCGCCGCGGUCCAGCUCCGUCGCCACCACCCCUGCUACACGCCGCCGAUCGUCUUGGAUUGCCGCAUGAAACCCGGCUACCCAGACGAGCUAAUAACGGACGAAGAAACGGCGCAAAAGGUCAGUCGGCGCUGGGCGGGGAGUACUUUCCCCAAGGCGGCGUCGAAGGCGCGGAAGACCGCCUUGGCUACGCCGGAUUUUCCCUGUUGGAUUAACCCUUAG
Geodia barretti is the source of this 1815-nucleotide messenger RNA. The record is from the annotation of a GenBank genome assembly. NCBI's taxonomy places the organism in Eukaryota, Metazoa, Porifera, Demospongiae, Tetractinellida, Geodiidae.